Messenger RNA from Passer montanus (Eurasian tree sparrow), 1472 nucleotides. RefSeq names its product transmembrane protein 241 (gene SLC35D4). Bases 74 to 970 code for a protein of 298 amino acids. NCBI's taxonomy places the organism in Eukaryota, Metazoa, Chordata, Aves, Passeriformes, Passeridae. The transcript has 16 exons. The record is from RefSeq and is a predicted model, not a curated record. Gene Ontology annotation, molecular function: antiporter activity. Gene Ontology annotation, cellular component: Golgi apparatus.
CACGGCCGCGACGUGUCGCUGGCCCGGCCGAUGGCCGCCGCCCGCCCGCCGCGCUCCGCGCCCGCGCUGACCCAUGUAUUUGAAGAGGCCGGCGGGCGGCCUCGCCUUCUGCCUCUUCUACCUGGCCUCCAGCUUCACCAACAAGUAUGUCCUGUCUGUCCUGCAAUUUACCUACCCUACACUUUUUCAAGGGUGGCAAACAUUGGUGGGUGGACUUCUGCUUCACAUCUCCUGGAAGCUGGGCUGGGUGGAGAUAAACUUGUGUUCAAGGUCUGAAAUCCUGUCAUGGCUUCCUGCAUCAGUACUUUUUGUGGGCAUUAUUUAUGCUGGCUCCAGGGCACUGUCUAGAUUGCCAAUCCCGGUGUUCCUCACUGUGCACAACGCAGCAGAAGUCAUAACCUGCGGGUUCCAGAAGUUCGUGCAGAAAGAGCAGACCUCUCAUCUGAAAGUCUGUAGUGUGCUGUUCCUCCUGGCAGCAGCAGUGUGCCUUCCUUUGUGUGACACACAGUUUGAUCCAAAUGGAUAUUUAUGGGCUCUAAUUCACUUGAUCUGUGUUGGGGCUUACAAAGUAUUUCACAAGUUGUGGAAACCUGGAUCUUUAAGUGAUCUGGACCAACAGUACAUCAACUAUGUGUUCAGUGUAGUGCUGUUGGCCUCUGCAUCCCAUCCAGCAGGUGAUCUCUUCAGUGCCUUGGAUUUUCCAUUCCUUUACUUCUACAGGUUUCAUAGCAGCUGCUGUGCCAGUGGACUGUUGGGAUUCUUUCUGAUGUUGCACACAGUGAAGCUAAAAAGCAGCACAACCUCAGGGCAGUAUGCAGCCUGGAGUUUCCUUGCAAAGGUUAUCACUGCUAGCUUAUCCCCGUUCUUCUUUGUCAUGACUGCCAAUGUACUAACAAUUUCCUGGUGUGAUAAGAGACUUAUAGAAAGGAGAAUCUCCAGUUCAGACCAGCCCCAUUUACUUAUGUGUUAAUAUGGAUUCCUGUCUGUAUUUUAGGCACAUGUAGUCUCAAAUGCUAAACCUUGUGAUCGGUGGAGUUGGAGAAGCGUUGCUUGUUUACACUGAAAGGACAGGCACAUAAAGAGGAACCAGAUCUCACCAGAUGGAACAGAGCUGACUUGCAGCCUAGAGACACUAUCAUGAAAAAAAAGUGGCAGCAGGAAUGAAGAAGUGCAACCAAACAUGAGGAAAGGGAUCUAUUGUUUUUGGUUUUUUUUAAUUAAGAAAAGAACCUAUGCUAUUAAUAGUGCUGGUAAGGGAGCAGCAUAGAUGGCAGAGAUGGUAAGGAGCCUUUGCCUCAAAGCACAAGACCAACUAUAUCAGAUUGAUGUGGUAAAGAAAAAACUGCACUGUAUCAUGCUGAUGGCUCUGUGUGAGCACCACUCAGUAGCAGCUUCUUGCACAGGGAGCUAAACUCAGGAAAAGCAGCAUUCCCCACUGGGUGCCCCUGGUGGUUUUUUGUUUUGUUUUGUUU